AGGAGCUUAACCAGAAGCUGUUGAUGAUGGAGCUCAGCUCAUCUCUGUAGAGAGAGAGAGAGAGAGAGAGAGUGAGAGAGAGAAAGCUUUGAGCCUUAAUAACUGGUAAAAAUGGUGCAAGCUCUUCUACAAGCUGUACCAUUUUUCCAUUCCUCUUCUUCUAUUGUUUCCUCCUCUAUCUCCAGGGGAGUGCCUGGUAAAAUAAUGGUGAAGUGCUCAAUUGAGAAUUCUUCUGUAUCUAGUAAGCUUGUGACCAGACAUAUUUUAUCUGGUCUUGCAGCUUCAAUAAUCACCAUCUCUCAAAUUAAUCAGGCUGUGGCUGCUGAUGUGCCCCAUCAAAGAAAUAUAUGCCAGCUUGCAAAUGCAGCAAGUAAUUUGCCAACCCUUCCACUUGAUGAGGAUUCUUAUAAAGGAGGUGCGAAGCUAAUGAUGAUGAGAGGCAUGACGGCUAAGAAUUUUGAUCCCAUCAGAUAUUCUGGAAGAUGGUUUGAAGUAGCUUCUCUUAAACGCGGGUUCGCUGGACAAGGUCAGGAAGAUUGCCACUGCACGCAGGGUGUAUAUACGUUUGAUAUGGAGGCACCAUCAAUUCAAGUUGAUACCUUUUGUGUUCACGGAGACCCUGAUGGAUAUAUAACAGGUAUAAGAGGGAAGGUCCAAUGCCUUUCAGAAAACGAUUUGGAGCAAAAUGAGACUGAUCUGGAAAAACAAGAGAUGAUUAAAGAGAAAUGUUAUCUGCGUUUCCCAACAUUGCCCUUCAUUCCUAAGGAGCCAUAUGAUGUGAUUGCAACUGAUUACUACAAUUUCGCUCUUGUUUCUGGAGCAAAAGACAGAAGUUUUAUACAGAUAUACUCAAGGACACCUAACCCUGGACCUCAAUUCAUAGAGAAGUACAAGUCUUACUUGGCCAACUUUGGAUAUGAUCCGAGCAAAAUCAAAGACACCCCACAAGAUUGCCAAGUAAUGUCAAAUAGUCAGCUAACUGCGAUGAUGUCAAUGUCAGGAAUGCAGCAGGCUCUAACUAACCAGUUCCCUGAUCUGGGAUUGAAAGCCUCUGUUGAGUUUAACCCUUUUACUAGUGUAUUUGACACUCUGAAGAAGCUUGUUGAGCUCUAUUUUAAGUAGAUUGUCAAUAAACUUGUUAGUAACUUCUGUAUUUAAUCUCUAAAGCAACUUGAGACAGUAAAUAAACGUUUCCAUUUUAAUGCCU
Molecule: messenger RNA, 1207 nt
Organism: Humulus lupulus (European hop)
Lineage: Eukaryota; Viridiplantae; Streptophyta; Magnoliopsida; Rosales; Cannabaceae
Product: chloroplastic lipocalin
Exons: 5
Coding region: 112-1122 (336 amino acids)
Molecular function (GO): small molecule binding
Source: RefSeq, a predicted model, not a curated record